This is a messenger RNA of Penicillium brasilianum, 1035 nucleotides long. The record is from the annotation of a GenBank genome assembly. NCBI's taxonomy places the organism in Eukaryota, Fungi, Ascomycota, Eurotiomycetes, Eurotiales, Aspergillaceae.
AUGGCGACAUUCGUCAUGCAGUCCUUGGGUUGCGAGGUCGCCGCGUUGAAUACAGUGAAUUUCAGUAACCAUACCGGCUAUCGCCAAUUCAAGGGUACCCGUGCGACUGCGCAGGAAAUUUCAAAUCUGUAUCAAGGCCUGUGCCAGAGUAAUUUGACCGAUUUCGAUGUCAUGCUCUCAGGCUAUGCCCCCAGUGCAGCCGUCGUCGAAGCCGUGGGCGCCAUUGGCAUCGAUCUGCAGCAGAAGGCUGAGAAGAAGCCCGGAUCCUUCUUUUGGGUCUUGGACCCCGUGAUGGGCGAUCAAGGCCGGUUAUACGUCAACGACGACGUUGUCCCUGCUUACAAGAAAAUCAUUCAUCACGCCGACUUAAUCCUACCCAAUCAAUUUGAAGCCGAAGUACUCUCCGGCAUCAAAAUUACUUCACUAGCCACCUUGGCCGAGGCCAUCACUGCCAUUCAUCGCAUUUAUUCCGUACCGCACGUUAUAAUCACUUCUGUACAGCUUUUCAAGCUAUCGACGUCCGGGUCGACGCCCAGUCCACCUGAAAACUUCCUGACGGUGAUCGGAUCCACAACAAAGUCCGACGGAUCUCCACGUCUGUUUCGGGUCGACGUUCCCGCUUUGGACUGUUUCUUCAGCGGAACCGGUGACAUGUUUGCUGCACUCACGGUAGCUCGCUUACGCGAGGCCGUCGAUGCUGCAGGCGACAAUCUACGUAAUACCCGCUCUUGGGUGUCGCCCGACAAUGUCCCGUCCAGCCAGCUCCCGCUAGCUCAGUCUACGAUCAAGGUUCUUUCAAGUAUGCAUAGCGUGCUCGAGCGGACUAUGGAGGCUCGCGAUGCGGAACUCGCAAAGGACGUCCCAGCUCAGAAUGGGGACGUGAGCGCCGAAGAGAAGCAAAAGCGUGAACACCUCCGGCGGACCAAGGCUGCGGAAGUGCGGCUGGUUCGUAAUACGCGAUUCUUACGGGAUCCUCCGGCUCAGUUUCAGGUGCAGGAGUGGUGCAAAGAAGACCUUCCGGCACAAUUGCAAUAG